Molecule: messenger RNA, 1143 nt
Organism: Brachypodium distachyon (stiff brome)
Lineage: Eukaryota; Viridiplantae; Streptophyta; Magnoliopsida; Poales; Poaceae
Product: thaumatin-like protein
Exons: 1
Coding region: 117-863 (248 amino acids)
Biological process (GO): defense response
Cellular component (GO): extracellular region
Source: RefSeq, a predicted model, not a curated record
CUUCAAUAAAUACACCACACCAGAAACCCCACAAAAUCGUCCCCAUCCUCACUCCACUCUCCAGUCCAGCAGUGAGUGAGUGCGCGAGCAACCAGCUCAGAAUACACAAACACACAAUGGCAACGGUUGCAGGCCUGGUGUCCAUCCUCGCGCUUCUCCUGGCGGCGCGGGAGGCGUCGGCGGCGACGAUGGCGCUGUACAACCGGUGCGGGGAGACGGUGUGGCCGGGGAUCCAGCCGGGCGCCGGCAAGGAGAUCCUGGCCCGCGGCGGGCUGCAGCUACUCCCGAACCGGGCCACAUCCAUCCGCCUCCCCGCCGGCUGGUCAGGCCGCGUCUGGGGCCGCCAGGGCUGCAGCUUCGACGCCGCGGGCCGGGGCAAGUGCGCCACGGGCGACUGCGGCGGCGCGCUCUACUGCAACGGCGCCGGCGGCGCCCCGCCGGCAACCCUGGCCGAGAUCACCCUGGGAGCAUCCGGCAGCACGUCCCAGGACUUCUACGACGUGAGCCUCGUGGACGGCUACAACAUCCCCAUCGCCAUGACGCCGUACCACGGGUCCGGCACCAACUGCCUCCCCGCUGGCUGCGUCAGCGAUCUGAACCGCGUGUGCCCGGCCGGGCUCGCCGUCCGCGGCGGUGGGCGUGUCGUGGGGUGCCGUAGCGCGUGCGCGGCCUACGGGUCGCCGCAGUACUGCUGCACGGGCCAGUUUGGGGGUCCGCAGACGUGCAAGCCCACGGCGUACUCGAAGCUGUUCAAGCAGGCGUGCCCCAAGGCUUACUCCUACGCCUACGACGACCCGACCUCCAUCCUCACCUGCGCCCCCGGCACCUCCUACGUCGUCACCUUCUGCCCCCACCGCCGCUGAUCCAGCUAAACGGUGCAUGGAGCAAAAUGAAAAUGGCGUUUCACCGACGGCUAGAGGCACCGUGUUUCAGUAGGAGCCACCGCGUGCUUGCGCUGUUCUUCUUAGUUCUCGGCUUCUCGCUGCCGUUGCAUCUCGUGUUAGCGUCGGGAUAAUAAUACACUAGUAUCUAGCGAGUAUUGUAGCGUGGUGAAACUGGUGAUGCUUUUGUAUUAGGGGCCUGGAGGCCCUGGACUGGUAUAUGGGUAUAUGCUAGAAAUUAUGUUCUUUACUUGGGACUCUC